AUGUCCUCGCAAGCUCUGCACAUAGCGCUCCUGCGCCCUCCGAUCCUGCACAUUCUCCGUGCAGCCGGCUUCCAUACGACACGCCCUUCGGUGCUCGACACCGUUGUUGAUCUCGCAGCACGCUACCUUAUUCUUCUCUCUUCAACAACCGCAUCACAUGCCUUUAAUAAUCACAAUGAUUUUGCUCCCGACAUUACAGACGUCCGCAUGGCCAUGCAGGACCUCGGACUGUUUCAGCCUGAAAUGGGCGUGGUAGACGAGGAAUGGCAUGGCGAUGAAGAUUUACGAGGCAUAGACGCAUUUUUGGAAUGGGCAAAGGGUGAUGUGAAUCGAGAAAUUCGUAGAAUAGCGGGUCUCGUGGGAGAAACGGGCCAGCCGGAUAUGGAUUCUCUGGAAGAGAGAGAAGACUAUUUGACAGCUCUGAAAAAGAAACACUCCAAAACGGGCGAAGAGUCGCGAUACCAAGGCACCGCACUGGGUAAAUUCGCAGACGACAGGCCCAUCAAGAUUGAAGGCGGGCAAGCCGAGACCAUUCAAGCAUGGCAAGAUCUUGCCCGGGAACGAGCACGAACCGAAGCCGCUGCUUCUUUGAAGUCAAGAUCAAAAUCGAACAAGUCUGGAAAUUCUGCAGAUUCGCAAAUGGAUGUGGACGAGUCUUCUUUGUCGUCACCAGGAGGAAUGCUAACGUCGCGUUCGGAGUCAAUAUCAGCCUCAAAUGGCGCGACUGCAAAGACAGCACAACAUUCAGAUGAUGAUACUAUGCAGGAAUGA
Xylona heveae TC161 is the source of this 771-nucleotide messenger RNA. RefSeq lists its product as hypothetical. The record is from RefSeq and is a predicted model, not a curated record. The transcript is spliced from 2 exons. Gene Ontology annotation, molecular function: protein heterodimerization activity. Lineage: Eukaryota; Fungi; Ascomycota; Xylonomycetes; Xylonales; Xylonaceae. The coding region runs from base 1 to 771 and encodes 256 amino acids.